Saccostrea cuccullata (small rock oyster) is the source of this 1428-nucleotide messenger RNA. RefSeq names its product protein FAM8A1-like. The transcript has 5 exons. The record is from RefSeq and is a predicted model, not a curated record. Lineage: Eukaryota; Metazoa; Mollusca; Bivalvia; Ostreida; Ostreidae. Bases 91 to 999 code for a protein of 302 amino acids.
GUGACAGUAAAUGUGACUGUUCCCGUGAGUUGGUGAAACUACAGGAUAAUUUCGCAAGUAAUAAACGAUUUCGGUGUAAACUUUUCGAGAAUGGAAAGUUGUGAAAAAGGUUCAAGUCCAGAUACGACAAUCCUAUCACAACCUAGCAGUGCGCCAGAGAAACCUUAUCGGAAUUUGAGGGAAUAUACAGACCAGCUUCACAUAUGGCUGUAUCAGUAUCGGAUGUGGAGCUCAGUGCAGUCUUUUUCAAUGAUGUUCCCAUUAAUGCUAAAUAAUUGCCAAAUUCCUCAGUAUUCUAAUCCUAACAGUAACUCUAUAUAUACUCAACAUACCACCUCGACGUCAGCAGCAAGCAACACCACAACACAUAACAGGGCACCAGGCCAUUCCCAAGGGGCUCGUAUUCAAAGAGUUGGAACUGUAUAUUCCUUGCCACCAUUAUGGAAGAGAGUAGCAGCAGAAAUAAUAGACUUCAUUGUAUUGUUUUAUUUAAAAGUAAUGAUGACAGUGCUGGUUUUAAGACAAAUGGGUUAUUUAAGAGAGGAUAAUAUAAUUGAGCUUCCGGCGGACAUAAUGCCUAAGUUUGACUUUCUGGAGAUAACGGAGAUGGAUGUGGAGAAAGCCUUCAGUAUCACGUCAGAACUGAUAGCGCUGGAGGUCGUCAACAGGAUGAUGAUCACUGUGUUUGAGACCCUUUGUUUAUGUAAAGGCCUGGGUGGAAUGGUGGGCGGAGCUACACCAGGCAAGAGGAUGCUGGGAUUGAAAGUUGUUUCCUGUAUACAUGUCACACCACAAGCCCAAGGAAAGAUAUUGGUGUGUCCAGCACGGGAUAUUGGAUUCUUUAGUGCUUUAAUAAGAUCUGUCAUCAAGAACUUUACAAUGGCAUUCUUUUUCCCUGCUUGUUUGACUGUCUUUAUCUUCAAACACAACCGAGCUGCCUAUGAUAUUCUGGCCAAAACUAUAGUAGUGGAUGCACGGCCAAAUCAACAGUUCAUCUAACAUGCUUCAUUGAAGGAUUUUUUGUUUACUUUAUUAUUUUUUUUUUGAAUGUGAAUAAAUUGAGAUGUGUUUUUUAUUAAGUUGAUCAUUAAAAUAUUACUUCUCUGCUGUAGGAACUGUUACACACUUUAUUUUAAAGUUUUUGCCUACAGUUCAUUCUAUUGAAUUUAAAGCCUUAUUCAACAAAUGUUAUGCAUAAUAUUAAAAGGUAUGGGAUGCUUGUGUUAGAGCAUCUAAGAAAAAAAAUAAGCUUGUUAUAAAAUUGAUUUUAUUAAAAUAAUUCAGGUAUUUGUUUGUCACAUUGAAUGAAGAAUAAUAAUUUUAACAGGGCCCAAAAAUUGCACAAGAGGUAAUUAUGUUCAUUAUGUUGAGAAUUUUUUGUCUUGUCUUUUAAGAUAUCAAUAGUGCCAUUAAAAUUGUGGAACAAUU